UUAACUCUGGUAUUGUGUUGUGUAAAUGUAAAACUGCAAAUAUUGAUUAUAAUUUAUAAUAGAAUAACUAUAGCGUAGGUUCACAAAAUAUUGUGUUAAGAUCUUAUAAAGUAAACAAGAUUAUUUAUAUUGGCUUAUUAAAUUGCAUUGUUUCGUAGAGGUAUCAAAAAUGAAUCUGUAAGAAAAUAUCACGUAUAUUUGGAAGUUUCUUAUUAUAUUUAAGAUGGCUGUUAAAAAAUGUUGUGUAGAAUACUGUAACUCUUCCUCAACGAGAAGAGAAGAUAUUGGUGUAACAUAUCACAAGUUCCCAAAAGAUAAGACAUUGCGCGAAACAUGGGUAUUGAUUACACGCUAUAGGCACACUAACACUGCCCACUGUACUUAUGUGUGCUCACGACACUUUUGUAAAAGUGAUUUUCAAAUUUAUCAGGACUCGAAAUAUGUUCUUAAGUCAGACGCUGUGCCUUCAAUAUUUUCUUGGAUUACGACAGAUGUUAAAACAGACACAAAAAUGGAAACAAGCUGUACCCAAGAUGUUGGUGAAAAGUUAAACUUAUCUACUAGCAGUAAAGAAUCUGAGGGCGAAAAUGUAGAGGCUAUAAAAAAAUAUAUAGAAGAUCAAGAAAAAGAAAUCAAGGAAAGAGAGAUUCAGAAAGACAAUGACAAAGCUCUAGAAAACAUAGAAGCGGCACAAAAAGGAGAUGAUAUAAUCAAUCAAAUGGAAGUUAUAGAACGAGGAGAUCCUAUUGUAAUAGCUACAAGUGUUAUGGAUAUGAUAUUAAGUGAAUCGGAAGCUAAAAUUGCAAACAAUAAAGACAUUAAAACUAUUACAAAAGAUAACUUAAGUCCUAAAGAUAAAGGUAGUAGUAGUAUGGCCUUAUCAGUGGGUUCGAAGGUUGAGGUUAAAGAUUUUGGUGAAAUCUGGUAUGCAGCUGAGAUAGUUGAAGUUGAUUAUGAUGAAAUGGAAGUACUAGUGCACUAUAAUCCUGUAUCGAACAAGCACGAUGAAUGGAUAAAUGUAAGUAGUCCCAGGCUAAGGCCAAUGACUAUUAUUACUUCACCCACUCCUUCAAUAUCUUCAACUGUCCAAAAUCCAGCACCUGCAGAUAUUGCUGAAACUAAGGACGAAGUUAAGCAAGAAGACAAAACAAAAACUGAAUUCGUAGUGGGUGAAAGAUGUCUGGCACGUUGGAGAGAUAAUCGCAGAUUUGUUGCUACCAUCUCUAAUGAUUUGGGAAAUGGCCAUUACGAGGUUAUAUUUGAUGAUGGUUUUCAAUGGAAGUGCAGUACAUCAAGGUUAUAUAAAUUGAAGUCUUCUUCAGGAAGACCAGGAAGUUCUGAAUGUCUAACUGUUGACACAUCUGCCUCCUCUGCAGCAUCAACUCCAUCUCCAACUUUAGCUGGUGCUGGUCCUACAGUUGCAUCUUCUUCAAGUGCUCACGCAACAUUUCCUAUCUUCCAUACACAUCUCUUUGAUCCCACCCGUGAUUACUUAGGUUCCAAGAGUGAACGUCGCGAAAUGAAAAGGAAAUUAAAUAUAAAAGAAAUUUUCAAUAUUGGCCAGAAAAAACAAAGGAAGAAAAUAAAAAUAACCGAAGACAAAGGAGAUAUUAAGAUUGUAAGUGAAAAGGAACCUAAAAUUUUGAAAAGAAAAAUUAAACCUAAACCCAAAGAGGAAAUUAAACUUGACAUCAAGAUGGAUAUACCAGAUGCAGUAGCUUCCAUUAUAGGAACUGUUGCUAAAGAAGAUGUUGAUGAAUCAAUAAUCAGUAAUGAAGAAACUGAGACUGUUAUACCACAAUCACCUGAAAUUAAUUCUGAAAAAGUCAAGGAAGAACAGGAAAUUAAUAAAGUAAACAAAGAGGAAGAGAUUGAUAUAAGUACAGUUGGUAGUUACUCAGAUCUUGUAAUACCAAGUGAUUUAGGAUUGGAAUCUGAUAUAUAUGUCGAACCGGUCAUAGAGGAAGAAGUGAAAUUGGAAAAAUUCGAAAAACCAGAUGAUAGUAAACAAGAGGUUAUCGAGAAAAUGAAAGUCGUUAUAAACAAACUAGAAGAUGGUUUGCAUCAAAUGGAAAAGGUCGAUUCACCAAAACCAGUCGUGAAAAUAGAACCCCUCGUUGAAAUCAAGCCAGAAAGCGAAGUUGAUACAAAGGUGCAUACAGAAAAAAGAAAGUCUAAGAAACUAUCUAAGAUAAAGAAAAAUAAGAAAAUGAGGUUUUUACAGGAGAAGAAGGUAAAGAAGCAAGUCGAGAAGGUGAAAAGUGAGUUGGAGGAGAUGAAACGGCAAGUUGAGGAAAUGAGAAAACAAAUGUUGUUGAAGACUGAGGAAUUAUCGACGUCUACCAGGCCUCUAGAAAUGCCGGAAAGUUUUUUGUUACCGGGUGAAUGGUGUUGUAAGUGGAUCAAUGGUCAGCCAGUUGGUACCGUCAGUGAAAUUGAAGCCGAGGUUAAGGAUGGUAGCAAAUUGCCAUUACCACGCAGAAGUGUGCAGGUCGAAGACAAGCGAUUACCUCCAGGUUGGACAAAGCACAUGGUACGACGAAGUCUGGGUCAAUCGGCUGGGAAAUGGGAUGUGGUUUUAGUUGGACCAGAUAACCGGAGAUUCCAUACUAAAACUGACAUGCGGGCCUUUUUAGAACACGUCCCGGAUGAAUCACUGAAGCCUUACGAAUUUGCAUUGUUAGAUUUCGGUGUACAUCUCAAGUUGUCUAGACGUAUGGGAUGGGUCAGUCAUACUGAGGAAGGAACGGUAUCGCCAGCUGGUGUUAUACAUACAUUGUCACCAUUGGUUAAGAGAAAAAAAAUAAGCCAUAAAAGAAAGGAGGAUAAGAAAGAGAAGAAACGGAAAAAGCUAAAGAUCAUAUCGAAUGACACACCAAGUACCAGUAGUCAAGCUUUAUUGGAUUUGUCAGAAGCGGCAAUUGAUAUGUCCUUCGAGAAUCCUCCUAUAGAAGAUGGUUAUGUAUAUGUUGGAUCGCUAAAAGUCCAGAUUAUAGAAAACUUGCUUCGAUGCCCAGCGGAAGAUUGCUAUAAGAACUUCAGAAAUAACACAUUAUUGCAAAUGCACAUAAAGCAUUAUCAUCGGGAAAUGAGGAAGAUGCUGGGAGCAACACCUAAAGUUUUAGAUUUGGCUAGAAAGAGGACGAAGCCAACGGGUCAAAGCCAAUCACCGAAGCCGCGACAUGAACCAGAAUCAAAGAUCAUCAAGGUAAAAUUACCGAGACUACCGAAGCGCAUUGAAGAACCGAAAAUUGAAAUAAAACCCAAAAAAGACGAAACGCCCUCCGAACUCCAUAUCGAUAUACCAGUCGCAGCUCCGAGCAAAACGAAUUCACCAGUACCAAGAUCUCAAGAUUCACCAAAACUACGUCAAGCGCUCGCAAAUAAACCAGUGAAAAGACCAAAAGUAUUGCUCCCUGUCCGAAGACCAGAUCCUGAACCGAUUGCGGAAAAAGAAAUCGAAAUACCAACUCUUGAUUACGACGAAGCUGCGAUGGUAAAUGAAUUUGAAAAGCCAACGGAAAACUUUGAUUUUGAAUCGGAAAUUUCCAGUCAUACGGUUACGAAGUCGAGUGAUGAAAUACGAAAGAAGUUGGAGAAGAAACGUAAAUGUUUCUCAACGAUAUCUAAAAGACCGAUGAGCGAGGAAGAUGAGUGGUAUGGUGGUAAUUCGGAUAUGGAGACCAGAUCGAGCUUUCCGGGUUCCGGGACGCCGGACUCUAAAACCAUGGACAAGGCAAUUACUCAGCAAGCGGUGUCGUCGGAGUCUAAUAAUGAAGACCCGAAAGAAACCAACACAUACAUUUACACGGAAACCGGCGAACGAGUAAAGAUUGAGCGCAUGAAACGGGAAGAAAUAAUAAGCUGUCACUGCGGCUUCCGUGAGGAGGACGGUUUGAUGGUGCAGUGCGAGCUGUGUCUGUGCUGGCAACACGCGCUCUGCCACAACAUACAGAAGGAAUCUGAGGUCCCUGAAAAGUAUACCUGCAGUAUCUGCCUUAAUCCACGGCGCGGUCGACGUUCGAAGAGAUUCCUCCACGACCAGGAUCGCCUGUACGAAGGACUGCUCCCAGGGGCGAAGCCCUGCGGAUCUCUUCGUAGAUCACACGAGCUAUCUGGCAACUUGUUACGGAUACAGGAUGCCUUGCAUGCUCUUCGAGUCAAGUACUAUGUCGCUACUAAAAAAGAUCAUCCGAAGUUAUAUCUGUGGGCCAAAGACUGGGAGAAUACUGAAGUGACCUUCACUCAAGAGAGACUCAACUCGGAAUACUCAGGCCUCAAUAUAAUGUUGAAUAAUAUAGGCAAGGAGAACUUACCAGUGAAGCCGGAGGAAGUUAAAGAUGGCCAUUUGGACAUGAGGACGCCUAUCAUUGAGGAUCCUGAUCAAGAUAGAUUUACUCAGAAUACAUCAAACUCUCUGCUCAGUUUGACGACGGCUUUGUCAAGUCCGAGCGGUGGACCGUCUCUGGAUUUGCCGAUAACUACAUCGGAACUAGAACGACUGGCGAAAUCUGUGCAAGAACAAGAAGUGCCGAGGAACGUGAUCGUGCCUCAGCCGGAAGCUGCUAUAGAGAAUAGCGCGUGUCGCGAGAGACUGCUGCGACACGUGCAGCGCUGCCAGGCGCUUAUAGACGCGAGACUCGACUCUUUUGAAGCGCAGGUUGCCGAACUGGAGUCCCAAGAUCCAUCAUUUGAAGAUGAUGAAACAGCUGAUUAUUUCCCACGAACUAAACAGACCAUACAAAUGCUUAUGCGUGACCUUGAUACAAUGGAAGAACUUGGUAUUAUCACUUAAAGUUAAUCGAAUGUAUUCUUUUUCUGUAGAAAAUUCUAUGAAUUGUUUACUCUUUAAAAUUCAAAAUAAUAGCAAUGUUGCUAUUGUAUAAGUAUAGAGUAUAACAGUGGGGGAAGGUUAUUUAAUUAUUAGUUAUUUAAUGCUUCACAAUAAACACAAUAUAUAACUGUAUAUUAAAGGUAUUAUAUGU
Molecule: messenger RNA, 4985 nt
Organism: Nymphalis io (European peacock)
Lineage: Eukaryota; Metazoa; Arthropoda; Insecta; Lepidoptera; Nymphalidae
Gene: MBD-R2
Product: PHD finger protein 20
Exons: 17
Coding region: 224-4795 (1523 amino acids)
Biological process (GO): regulation of transcription by RNA polymerase II
Cellular component (GO): NSL complex
Molecular function (GO): DNA binding
Source: RefSeq, a predicted model, not a curated record